CUCUGACACAGCUGUUAUAGACAUGUGUUUCACCGGCGAGCGAUGUGGAGCUAUUAAAACAGCAGAAAUGAUGAACUGAAAAAAAUAAAUAGUUGAUUGUUACGUAGAAACGUUGUAGUACUUCUUUUUGAACUACAUAACUCAGUUUGUAACUACUCGUUAGAUUUGGUGCUUGCAAUGGUAGCUGAACCGGAAGUUUCGCUGCCUUUCGGGCCACCUCCGGUGCUUCCAGAUGUCACCAAGCAGCUGCAGGAGUAUCUGUUGUGCCCUGACAGAUUACCCAUACAUGACUACCGCAAUGCUCAAGAUUUUUGGCCAAGAGUUUCGAAUCCACGUUCGUUGUACCAUUACGACUUGUCCCCCAUCGGUACCACUCUCAAGGUGGAGAGAGAUCCAACCACUGGACGUCUUCUUCAAUUUAGGGAAGUCUCUGUUGAAGACACGGGGUCAAGUGCAAGGAAUUCCCUGUCUUUCCGACGUGCUCCAGCACCAACUGAAUCGGUGAAGGGUGAUUCAAGUAACUUCCCUUUCAUGCCAGGAGGAUUCCCAGAUCUCUCAACUGUUUCAGAACAUGACAAUGGAACACAGGAAGAAAUUAAUUUUGAGGAUGAUUUGUUGACAGUGGCUCCAGGCUUGGACUAUGGAAUAGAUUUCAUGCCAGAUGGUUUUACUCCAAGAACUGGAAAAGAAGAUUUUCCUGCAUUGCCAAAAGUGGAGGAAACUAAACCCAUUGCGGAAGUUGAGACAGAAGAAUCAGAAGUCAAUCUCAUGAAUAUAUUGCAACAGGAGGAGCACCUUGUAGAUCUGUGGAAGGAGGCAGAAUCUGAAACAAAAGUUGAGAAAGAUGACAAAAAUGUUGUUAUUCGAAGUUUGAAAAUAGAAGCAGAGGAUCUGAAAGUUAUUCCUGAGAAGGAUAACAUCCCAGUACUGAAAAUUACAGAAACAGCACCUAUUAAACAGCCAACAAAAACAAAGUGGGCUGAAGCUGUGGACGUCACGGUGCCUGUUUCAGAUUUCCACCAGAAAAUUCCAGAUAUGGCACAUAAAUUCCCCUUUGAGCUUGACAACUUCCAAAAGCAGGCCAUUCUCCGAGUUGAGAGACAUGAAAAUGUUUUCGUUGCUGCCCACACAUCAGCAGGAAAAACUGUUGUUGCUGAGUAUGCUAUAGCAUUAUCACGCCGGCAUAUGACACGAACAGUUUAUACAUCACCCAUUAAAGCUUUAUCAAAUCAAAAGUACCGUGAUUUCAAAGAAACCUUCCAGGAUGUUGGUCUUAUCACUGGUGACUUUCAGAUCAACCAGAAAGCUAACUGUUUAAUUAUGACAACAGAAAUUCUGCGUUCAAUGCUUUACCAUGGAAGUGAGGCUAUUAGAGACCUUGAGUUUGUUAUUUUUGAUGAAGUCCACUAUAUAAACGAUGCAGAGCGUGGUUAUGUGUGGGAGGAGGUUUUGAUAUUACUACCACAGCAUGUUACAGUUGUCAUGCUGAGUGCAACAGUUCCUAAUACCCUUCAGUUUGCUGACUGGGUUGGAAAUAUUAAGCAGAAGAAGAUCUAUGUAAUCUCCACUCUUAAAAGACCAGUACCCUUAACACAUUACUUGCACAUACCUUUCACUAAAUUGAAAACUCCAUGGUUCUUAAUUCUGGAUGCAGAUCGUAAAUUUAAUGAAGGAGGGUAUUAUCAUGCAGUGGAAGCAAUGAAGCCCCCCGCACAACCAGCAGCAAAGGGCCGUGGUGGCAAGCAACAGAAUGCCCCACCUCCCCGUGGGCAACUUCGAUACCGACUUACAUUCAACCAAGAAACUACGUUAUGGGUGAACUUACUACAGAACCUUGAGAAAGAGAAGAAAUUACCUGUUAUUGCAUUUACUUUGUCUCGAAAGCGAUGUGAUACCAAUGCUGAGAACCUUAAAGGCAUAGAUUUCACAACUGAGAAAGAAAAGUGGAAAAUAUCACAGUUCUUCCAGAAAUGUUUGCAGAAACUGAAGGAACCAGACCGGAUUUUGCCACAGGUUGUGAAAAUGCAAGAAUUACUGCAAAGAGGCAUAGGUAUUCACCACAGUGGAAUUUUGCCCAUCCUGAAGGAAAUUGUGGAAAUGUUGUUUCAAAAGGAGUUAGUGAAGUUACUAUUUGCUACUGAAACAUUUGCAAUGGGUGUGAAUAUGCCUGCACGUACUGUGGUAUUUGAUGCCAUUCGCAAAUUUGAUGGUAAAGAGUCAAGGGAUCUCCAACCAGCUGAAUAUAUUCAGAUGGCAGGAAGGGCCGGCCGAAGAGGUCUUGAUGCUACAGGAACUGUGAUCAUAAUUUGCAAAACUGAUGUUCCUACAGAAAUGAAUCUUAAGAAUAUGAUGUUGGGCAGUCCAAAGGAAUUGGUGUCCAAAUUUCGACUGACUUAUUCAAUGAUACUGAGACUCUUACGUGUAGAGAAGAUUUCUGUGGAAGACAUGAUGUCCCGAUCAUUCAUGGAAUCUGGGAAAAAGCAAAAAGAGGAGAAGAUAAAGAAAGAUUUGCAGGAAGUGGAAAGUAAAUUGGCUGAGCAACCUUCACAGUCAUAUCUUGGCUCCCUCUUCUCAGAAAUGGCAGCAUUUUAUGAUGUAGCUACAGAAUAUAUUGAACUGUUGAACACAUUGAGGGUGAAAACAAUGACAAGGCCAAAAGUAGUUCGUGAAAUGGUGCCUGGACGAGUGUUACUGAUUUCUCACAAAGAACACGUCAAUAAGUUAGCACUUCUGCUAUCUUUCUCAUCAGACUACAGACGCUCUUUAUAUAAAGUACUUGUACUCUGUGAUUCCAUAUCACAAAACAGUUCAGGAGAGAUACGAUUGGAGGUGAGGAAUGAAGAUAAAAGUCGGAAGGAACCUCCAGAAAAACCUGAAAUUUGGUAUCGUAUGAUGGGCUUGAUUGGAGGGGGUACAAGUGUUUUUGUACCUGAUGGAGUUGGUGGUCAUGCAGUACUUGCAAUUGGACCAGCUGACAUUCUCGAAAUUUCUGAUAAAACUGUCAGGAUUAGUGUUGAACGUGUAAUUCAGGAUUGGGAUAAACGGCAACUACCAAGAUUUAGGGAUGCACCUGUUGGAGAAUCAUGCAACUAUGCUCUUCAAGAACUUCUGAGAAUAACCCACUCUCAUAUUGCAGAAAAAACUUUGUUCUUUUUUGACACAUUCAGAGAAAUCGCUGCAACAAAUAUGGAUGACUUCCAGAGAUUACAUAGGUUAAAAGAAGAAAUCAAAACUUUUGAUUUCUCAAGGGUUCCACAUUUUGAAAAACAGUUUGAAAAUGUAUUUGCAAGAAAGGAACUGGAAAGGAAACGUGAACAUUUGAAGUUUAGUCAGUCACAUAGGAGCAUGACCUUAUUUCCUGAAUAUGAGAAAAAAGUGAAGUUACUGCAAAAAUUAAAAUAUAUAGAUGCCAACAAGUGUGUGGAAUUGAAAGGUCGUGUUGCUAUCAAAAUGCGCAAUCAUGAACUGAUGAUCACAGAGUUAGUGUUACGUAACAUACUAACAAACCUUCGACCUGCAGAGAUUGCAGCAGUGCUGUCUAGCCUGGUCUUUGAAGGAAAGACUGAUACUGAACCGAAGGAAGUAGCUGCCGUUGCCCUAGCAGUGGCCAAACAGAAAGUUAUGGAAACUGAGAAAGAAUUAAGGGAUGCCGAAAUCAGCCUUAAUAUUGGAAACCAGGAUGACGAGUCCAGUGUUGAAGAACUUAAUUUUGGACUAAUGGAAGUUGUUUAUGAAUGGGCAAUGGGAAAGCCUUUCGCAGAAAUCAUGGAGAUGACAGAUGUUCAGGAGGGAAUAAUUGUUCGAUGCAUUCAGCGAUUGAAUGAUACAUUGCGUGAUGUCAAAGAUGCAGCAACAAUGAUUGGAGACACAGUUUUAUGUCAGAAAAUGGAAGAAGCAGCAAAUGCUAUAAAGCGUGAUAUAGUGUUCGCUGCGAGCUUGUACACUAGUGGAAUGUCAGUGUUCUAAAGACUGUAAAUUUUGUACACUAUUUAUUUUAUUGUUAAUUAUAUUAACAAAACAAAGAAAUAAAUUUAUUCAAUGUUUUGA
Schistocerca americana (American grasshopper) is the source of this 4047-nucleotide messenger RNA. It is a transcript of the gene tst, whose product is annotated as helicase SKI2W. The coding region runs from base 178 to 3966 and encodes 1262 amino acids. Gene Ontology annotation, biological process: nuclear-transcribed mRNA catabolic process, 3'-5' exonucleolytic nonsense-mediated decay. Gene Ontology annotation, cellular component: Ski complex. The transcript has 19 exons. The record is from RefSeq and is a predicted model, not a curated record. NCBI's taxonomy places the organism in Eukaryota, Metazoa, Arthropoda, Insecta, Orthoptera, Acrididae. Gene Ontology annotation, molecular function: ATP binding; RNA binding; RNA helicase activity.